Messenger RNA from Athene cunicularia (burrowing owl), 1451 nucleotides. RefSeq lists its product as uncharacterized. The transcript has 5 exons. Lineage: Eukaryota; Metazoa; Chordata; Aves; Strigiformes; Strigidae. The record is from RefSeq and is a predicted model, not a curated record. The coding region runs from base 141 to 869 and encodes 242 amino acids.
UAUUUCAUUUCUGUGUGUGACAGGCUAUCAGGAUCAUUCGUGCUGUCCUGGAGAAGUACGGGACCUACGAGAGCUUCGAAGUUGCCACGGGUGGGAGGCUGCUGAGCAAGUGCCAGAUCUGGUCCGUGAUCCGAAAGUACAUGCAGAAGGAAGGCUGCCUGGGAGAGGUGGUGGUGCAGCUCACCGACGACCUGCUGUCCCAGGCAGUGAUGAUGGUGGAGGACAGCCGGCCGACGCUGGCCAUCAACCUGGCCGGAGCCCGGCAGCACUGGCUGGAGGGGAUGCUGCGCCACGAGAUAGGCACCCACUACAUCCGGGGGGUGAACAACACCCGCCAGCCCUGGCACAGCUCCGAGGGCCGCAAGCAGUACAGCCUGAAGCCCGCCAACCCCACGGAGGAAGGCUUGGCCAGCCUGCACAGCGUCCUCUUCCGCAAGCAGCCCUUCCUGUGGCGGGCAGCCCUGCUCUACUACACCAUCGAGCGAGCCAGCCGCCUCUCCUUCUCCGCCCUCUUCCAGGACCUGGAGCAGUAUGUCCAGGACGCCGGCGUCCGGUGGGAAUACUGCGUGCGGGCCAAGCGGGGCCAGACCGACACCUCGCAGCCAGGGUGUUUCAGUAAGGACCAGGUUUACCUGGAUGGGAUUCUCCGCAUCCUGCGCCAUCGGCAGACCAUCGACUUCCCACUGCUGGCUGCGCUUGGAAAGGUCUCCUAUGAAGACGUGAAUCGGCUGAAGAAAUUUGGGGUCCUGGAGAAAGCCCGAAUCCCCCAUUUCAUGCAGGACCUGGAGCGAUACAUGAAGCAGCUGGACCACAUCGUCACCACCAAUGGCCUGAACGAGGAGGAGCUGGAGCAGCUGCUGCCUGACUGAGGGGCAUCCACCCUCCCCACCCCCCCCACCCCCAACCCAGUGUCCCAAGGUUGUAACUGGUGCCAUUUAUUGGAUAUUUAUUGAGGCUGGAGCCUGGAGGAGGGGGCAGAGCCUGGGCCUCCCCCCAUGCCCGGGUGGCCACUGUGCAUGUACCGCUGUGUAGGGUAGCGUGGCCCAGAGGGCCGGUGUGGUUAGUGUUGAUGUGUUUGCCCCCCCGCACCGUCCCCUGUGUGUUCUGGGGAUGGCUGUGUGGCUCCGCGUGGCUUUGGGGAGCUGGAGAAGAGGGUUCAGAGGCAGCAAGGGCAGAGCUGGGGAGAUGUGCUGGUCCCCCAGAGGUGCAGGAAGCUGUGCUGGGGUAGUUGCAAGGAGGGGGGGGGGAUGGCCUUGGGGUUACCAGGGGGUGCUCGCAGAGCAGGGGCACCUACUCAGGGCCUGCAGACAGGGCUGGGGGCUCUGGGCUGUGCCUGGCAGCCCUGGCAGGGAGUAAGGGCUGGCUCAUACCCACCAGUCACCCUGUGCAUGCAUUUCCUGCUCCGACUUCCUUCCCUCAUGCCCCCCACCAGCAGCAGGAAGGACCAAAUA